AUGUGGCUCUAUCGAGGGGCCCAGUCGGCCGUCUUCUACUACGCCACUUGCACCCCGUGUGCGAUGUCUGUCGACCGUCGGAAACGCAAAAAGGAAGCCGCCCGAUCGCAGCGUGAAAAGGAAAAACUCGAUGCCAUUGUCACCGACCAGCCACGCCCGUUCCCCCAGCCCACUGCGUUUCGCACCAAUCAAGGAUGGAAGGAAGAGAUCGCCCUCGGCCCGGGUCCUCCAGCACGACGCGGUGGUCACCGCAAUGCCCACCGACGGACGGAUAGUUGGAAGUCGGACGCACGGUCUGCAGAAGAUGUGGAUCGCACCGGAGGCCCGGCACAGAAGAAGGACAAGGGCGGUCUGAUGCAGCCGGUCAGCGAUCGGUGGAACCGCAUGCGAUAUCAGCGCGAAGACGAACCGCUCUGGGGUGAGGACGUGGAGGUGAAGGGUUCCUCGGUGGGAAUCUCCGGACAGGGUCGAACGCACGCCAAGGAGCCCAAGUACUACAUCGCUCGAGUUCCGCCCGUGAACGACCUCCACCCGCCCAUCGUCAGUGGACCGAAAAGCAGAGCCGAGACGCGAUGGAUGUUGCAACCGCCGCCCAGCGCGAGAGUCAUGGCUGGAAAAGAACGGACCAAUCCCUCGGCCCAGACGACGCAACCCCGCGAGAAGAAGGCCUCGCCGACUCCUCCGGGGAUGGCGCGGAACUACCAGCUCCCUCCUAUAUCUACGCAGACUUCCGUGAAGAAGAAAACAUUAAAACCCUCACCUACGUUGAUUUCUCCCAAUGAUGCCCAUACCCCGACCACCAGUAAAUCGAAACCGGAUGACCACCGAUCGGCUCGUUCGUCGUCCCCGACGGCGUCUGCCUACGGACGCGACGAGUCCAACUUUGUCGUUUCGCGGUCCCUCCACUCCCGAUGCGACUCUUCCAUGUUGAUGUCCUCUGAUUCCGAGAUGGAGUCGCCGCGAGUCUCCAUGCAUUCCCCGCAGACGCCCGUCUCCCGGCCCGGUUCGAAAGAGACCGACGGAAAACAUUUCCGACCGGCCAUUCUACCGCGGGACACCACCAGCAAGGUUCAGAUGCUCCAUGUGGAAAUCAACGAGCCUCACGACGAAGUCGGUUUAGGUCAGCUGGAACAAAUCCGGCCCUGGCGAUGGAGCAUGGAUGUAUGA
Aspergillus steynii IBT 23096 is the source of this 1167-nucleotide messenger RNA. RefSeq lists its product as uncharacterized. Lineage: Eukaryota; Fungi; Ascomycota; Eurotiomycetes; Eurotiales; Aspergillaceae. The coding region runs from base 1 to 1167 and encodes 388 amino acids. The transcript has a single exon. The record is from RefSeq and is a predicted model, not a curated record.